This is a messenger RNA of Magnolia sinica, 1920 nucleotides long. RefSeq lists its product as uncharacterized. The transcript has 4 exons. Bases 1 to 1920 code for a protein of 639 amino acids. Lineage: Eukaryota; Viridiplantae; Streptophyta; Magnoliopsida; Magnoliales; Magnoliaceae. The record is from RefSeq and is a predicted model, not a curated record.
AUGGAUAGUUGGCUGAUCUGGAACGCUCGUGGGGUCGGCAACAGCCCCACAAUUUCCUCUCUUAAGCGACUCAUCAUUCAGUCUAGGCCAUCGCUUGUGGCUAUCCUAGAACCUAUGCUCCGGGAUGAGAAACGUGUUGGUACGGGGCUGAAGCUUGGUUUUCAUCAGUCCAUUUCUAAUGCGCAUGAAGGUGGUAAAAUUUGGAUCUUUCAUAAUUCCCCACUCUCCAUCGACCAUGUUUCUACUUCUAACCAACUUUUGUCUCUCCUGAUUAAAGUUCAAGGUUGUUUGGAGGUGCUUCUUGCCUCCUUUGUUUAUGCAAAAUGUUCCAAAAUCCUCCGUAGAUCGAUGUGGGACCAGCUACUGGUCCUGACAAAUGGCUUCUCCAUUCCAUGGUUGGUGGCAAGGGACUUUAAUGCAGUCCUUUACCCUUCAGAAAGAAGGGGCCCGGGGUCUUUUGAUACUCAGAGUGCAGCUGAAUUUAAUGAGGGGAUUAAUAGAGCGGGUCUAAAGGACGCAGGUUUUACAGGUAACAUCUAUACUUGGUGCAAUAAUCAGCAGGGCCUUUCCAGAGCUUGGGCCAGACUGGACAGGGCCUGCAGUAAUGACGACUGGAUGCGUUCCUUCCCUUCCUUCCAAGUUUCGCUUCUCCCCAGGAUUCACUUCGACCAUGGCCCCCUUCUAAUCUCUUUCCCUCAUCAGCCCAGAAACAGCCCAAAGCAGUUCAGAUUUCAACGCAUGUGGUGCUUACAUGAUUCCUUCCAGGAGGUGGUGAAACAGACCUGGGCAUCCAACUUAACAGGGGACCUGAUGCUAGCAGAAUCAAACGUGGUUGCAGCUGAAUUGGCUAUGCAAACUAAAAACAAUGAAGCCUCGAUCCAAGUUCUUCAGCAGGCCAAAGAAAAACUGACACAUAUGGAGCUUUGCGAGGAGAUUUUCUGGAAACAAAAGUCGAGAAACCAUCAGUUGAAAGAGGGAGACCGGAAUUCCAAAUUCUUCCACUCCUCUGCAUCAUACUGUGCUAGAAGAUCACAAAUUUCAACGAUCCAACUAGAAGAUGGUACUGUCCUAUCGGAUAAUGUCUCCAUCAAGAAUGCAGCGUUUUCCUUCUUCUCGAGCCUCAUGGAGGCCACCCCAUCCACUCCUGCUUCAGAUAUCCUUGAUGCUAUUCCCCCAACAAUCUCAGCAGACGACAAUAGAGGUCUUCUACUCGACCUAACCAUCGAAGAGGUUCAUGCGGCUUUCAUGGCUAUCCCAGCUGAUAGCGCUCCUGGACCGGACGGCUUCUUGGGGGCCUUUCUUCAUCACUGCUGGGACGUCGUGGGUCAGGAUAUCCUUGCAGCGGUUUGUUCCUUCUUUCAUGGGAGUCCUCUUCCGAGGACCUUCUUGGCAUCCUUCCUAUGCCUCAUUCCCAAAUCCUCCGCUCCUGUCAAAUUCUUCGACUUUCGGCCUAUCAGCCUUUAUUGGGAUCUUUACUCCCACAAAUUAUUUCUGCUGAACAGGGAGUUUUUGUCUAAAGCUGAUCCAUUGCGGAAAAUUACGCUCUGGCAGAAGAGAUCUUUAGAGAUAUUGACAAAAAGGUCAGAGGCGAUACAGCUAGUUGAGAAAUGCUGGAACAAUUCGUGGUUCUCUAUCCUCAUUAAUGGGGAGCCCACUGGCUUCUUCAAAUCCGCACAGGGCCUCCACCAAGGCGAUCCCCUCUUUCCGACCCUGUUCAUCAUUACGGCAGAAGUUUUGAGCCGAGGUUUCAGACGGUUAAUCGAUUCGGGUAGCUGCAGCCCUUUUCAAACUCGCGGCGAUUGCCCCGUCAUCUUGCAUUUGCUAUACGCUGAUGACAUGUUUCUUCUUGCGAACGGAUUCUCCCGCUGCCUCAGAAAAAUCUCUAAGUUUCUCGCCCUCUACCAAUCCACUUCUGGCUAG